Messenger RNA from Papaver somniferum (opium poppy), 1618 nucleotides. RefSeq lists its product as uncharacterized. The record is from RefSeq and is a predicted model, not a curated record. NCBI's taxonomy places the organism in Eukaryota, Viridiplantae, Streptophyta, Magnoliopsida, Ranunculales, Papaveraceae. The coding region runs from base 83 to 772 and encodes 229 amino acids. The transcript is spliced from 2 exons.
CUAAUCUCUCUACAAAUCUCAAGUGCUAAUAUAUUCUUCUUCUUCUUCUUAGCUUACUUUCUGAUUCAGUAUUUUCUUUCUAAUGGCUGAAGUAAAGGAUACACAUGUUGUUGUUGAAAUCCCAGUAGACGAAGAACAUGAAAAUCUGAAACUGGUUCCAUCAAUAAACAACACAAUGUCAGUGAUUCAACAACACCCAUUGAUGGAAAUCUCUCAAAGCCCAGGCCAUCUUUUACUCUUAAAACUUUGGCAAAGAGAAGAAGAUAUGUUUGGGCGUACAGUCACCAUGAAAGAAACUAGAAUGGAUAACCUUAAAUCAGAAAUCUUUCAAUUAUGUUGUUGUUUUUACCUUUUUAUUGGGUUUUUUCUUACACUUGUUUACACAUCUUCAAUCAAUUCUUCUUCUCAUGAUCAUCAUUAUUGUAAGAAAUGGUGGUUACCUUCAUUUGUAUCUCUAUUUACUUCCAUGGUUAUUAUUUGUUUAGUACAGAUGAAACUUUACAGGUACUGGAAAGUGUCAAGGGAAUUACAGAGGGAAAGAAGUGAAAACAGAACACUUACUAGAUGUAUUCAGGAAUUAAGGAUGAAAGGAGCUAGUUUUGAUCUAUCAAAAGAUCCUCAUCAUCAUCAAAAUGCUAAAAGGAUGAAAAGCUCAAGUGUUGAAAUCAAAUGGAGAACUGUUUCUUGGUUUUCUCAGUAUUUUGUUACAAUCUGUCUUAUUUGUGUUUCAGGUCUCAUCUUCCCUGUUAGCAGAUUCAUCCUCUGUGUUUGAUGACGAUCUUCGGGUUCCUCUGCAAUUUUCUUAUAAAGGGUUAAAUUGGUCAAAAGUAAUGGUUUUGCGCAAUGGGAUUUAGGAUUGAAAAAUUGGGUUAAUGAGAGAUGGGUUUGCAAUAUCAAAAUUUUGAGGAUACUCAAAAAUUGGGUUUCUACAGUGCGGUCUUGAUGAAGCUGUCAUGUCAUGGAUUCAACUAAUUCUCAUAAAGCUUCAAUCUCUAAAUCCAUAUGGGACACUUGCAGAAGGGGAACGGACGGAAUUUGCUAGCACAGGUGACAAAGAGUGGCAGAACAAUUGAGCAUAUUCAAGAAAAAAGUCUGUUUUAUCUCCGUGGCUUUUUAGAACCAUUGUCUGACAAACAAAAUUUGUAAAAUGUGCUUCACAAUUCAGCACUUUUUUCUUUUCUGAUUGAAUGAGAAGAUAUACUAGAAUGUAAUUCAGUAGCUUCCAUCUCGUUCAGUCUGCGCUUGGAAUCAAAUGUCCAGCUCUCUUCCGCAUUCACAUGUUUUGAAACUUUGGAGUGUUUACAUCUGCUUAGGUUAAUCUCUCCAAUCCACUUGUCGUGCCAAAAAGAAACCAAGGUACCAGAAUGUCAAGUGAUUAUUGUUGAAUUUGCUGAAACAAGGUGACUGCAUGUUCUCUGCAAUAGUGCGCCAGCAUGAGACUCCAUGGGCAGUCUUCACAUUAUCAGGGAACCAAUACGAAGAAUUUGAUCAAAAUUAAAGUGAGCUGGUGCGUGCCAAAAGUAUAUGAAACAAAUGCCAAUCACAGACUUCACAUUAUCAUCUCAUCUGGGUUCUACUACGAACGCCAUUCUUUUUUUCUUUUCUUUUUUCAAUUUUG